Messenger RNA from Paramecium tetraurelia, 861 nucleotides. RefSeq lists its product as uncharacterized. The record is from RefSeq and is a predicted model, not a curated record. NCBI's taxonomy places the organism in Eukaryota, Ciliophora, Oligohymenophorea, Peniculida, Parameciidae. The transcript is spliced from 3 exons.
AUGAAAAAACACAAUAAACCUAGGUAGGAUGAAGAAAACAAAAUUUUAGAGUAUCUUUCAAAAAUAACUCCAUUAAAUCUUCCUGAAAGAAUAUAUAUUUAUAAAUUUUGUUAAACUAUAAUAAAAUUAUCCAAACCAGAUGCAAAUAGUAAGAUUUAAUUAAAAGAUACAAAAGAUCUACUAUUAAUGUUUAAAUCAUAUUUCAUGGCCGAGAAUAAUGUAGAAAUAUUAUAAUAAAUACAAUAACUAAUGAUAGAUUAAGAAUUUAAAGUAUAUUAUUUUAUCUCUAUAGCGGAUGGCUUCAGCCUUAGUCUUAAUAAAAUUUUAGUAAACAAAUCUCGUGAAGAUUUUCAUAAUUUAAUCCAAACUACAUCUACAAUUGUUAUAUCAAAAAUAAAAGCAAAGCUAUCUUAGCAAUAACAAUACUAAAACAAAAAUUAGCCUAUUUAUAGGAAUCAGAAUUAAAUGAAAGUCCUAAAACUAAGUUAUGGAUACAGAGGAAAUGCAGUAAAUAAUGAGAAUAAUAAAACUCUAUAGUUUCCAUAAAAGCCAACAAUCAUUAUCAGAUCUGCUUCGAUGAUAGAUAACUUACUGGUAGAGUAAUCUUAGUACUAAUCUUAUCAACAACAAUUAAUGCAAUAACACUAAUAAAUGUAUAUUAAUCAAAAAAGAGAAUUGAAAUUACAAUUAAGAGCUAAAUAAAAAAAGUUAAAAAAGAGACUUCAUUCUAAUUACAAGUUGAUUAUGUAGAUAGACUUUGAUCAUAUUUGGGCUAUGCAUAUUAUUUUGAAAAAAAAUUUAUCAAGCAUUCUGAUAAAUAUUUUUUACAUAGGGGUAGAUUUUACAUUUGGAGUUAAUUGA